This is a messenger RNA of Malassezia sympodialis ATCC 42132, 1458 nucleotides long. Its product is annotated as pex2/pex10/pex12 family protein. Gene Ontology annotation, molecular function: zinc ion binding. Gene Ontology annotation, biological process: protein import into peroxisome matrix. The record is from RefSeq and is a predicted model, not a curated record. NCBI's taxonomy places the organism in Eukaryota, Fungi, Basidiomycota, Malasseziomycetes, Malasseziales, Malasseziaceae. Gene Ontology annotation, cellular component: peroxisomal membrane.
AUGAUGGCAUCGCCGGACGGAAAUGCCCCGGCCUUUUACGAAGCGGCCUUUGAGCGUGCAAGGCCACAAAUUGAGCGCAUCCGCGCACAGAUUCCCCAUUUUCCUGCACCCGCGCUUCGUGUCCAGCGUGUGGGACAACUUGAUGCCGAUUUGCUGGACCAAGAGCUGACAGAUCUGCUCGCCGAGCCCCUCAAGGCAGCGCUACAAAAGGUGCAUCCGGUCCUAGAGAAGCAGAGGCAUGCAGAGCUGUACCUGUUGCUACGCUUAAUUCUCUAUAAAUUCAGCAUUUACGACCGCUCCGCCUCGUAUGGCGCCAUGCUGCAAAACCUCAAGUAUCGCAACGAAUGGGUUCAUCGCGCCCACAGUACCCACGCAGUGACGUCCACAGCGCGUGAUGCCCCCCUUUCUAUGGUUCAGCUUGGAUUAUACCCGCUCCUGACCAUUGUACUACCGUACUUGUAUGGAAAAGGCAAGACGUACAUGUCGACUCACCAAUUUGACCAGGCACCGCGGGAAAGUCCCCAAUUCGUCGCGUAUUCACUCGCGGACCACGCGCAGCGUCUCUGGAAUUUAGCAGCGCUGAUGAACUUUGCAUUGUUUCUGUGGAAUGGAAAGUACCGCACCGUGACGGAUCGUGUGCUGGGUAUGCGACUUACGUAUGCAAACCGUUCGCUGCAGCGCAAUGUGUCAUUCGAGUUUUUGAACAGGCAGCUCGUGUGGAACACAUUCACCGAGUUUCUACUUUUCCUGCUCCCCCUGGUCAAGCCGCGGCGCAUCUUGUACAGGAUGGCGCGCUGGCCCAGCCACCCUGUCGUGCUGCGGGCAUUGCAUGACACACUCCCUGAGCGCCUCUCGCGCCGCUUGGGCCUGGUCAAGGAUAAGGAAGAUGGUGUGGUUCGCCUUGCAAGUCGUGCACGAAAGCGCACGUAUGGAAAGUACUGGUUCUUGCCGAAUGAGUGCUGUGCACUAUGCUUCGAACGACUCGAGCGUGCAGCGGGUGUGGAUGUUGAUCACGUUCCGGUCCCCCCUCCAGACGCCACACUUCCGAAUCCGAACCCGCUACAUCCGAACAGUGGACUGGUUGCUACCCGCCAGAAACGCGACCAAAGCGAAGCAGACAGGACGUCGGAGCGGGCCUUAGAACGUGCCAGGCGCCUCGAAGCGCGUCGUGCAGCACGCAAGGCAGCGACCGUUUCAUGGUCCGCAGAUCAUGCACCAAAGCUGGAUGGGACAUCACCAAACGGGAUCAAGUACAUGGAUGCGAUCCUUGUGACGCCUUACCAAACCUUGCCAUGCGCACAAAAUGGCCGGACCUGUCAGUACUGCUAUUAUUGCAUUGCUGAGAAGCUGCUGGAUGAAAAUAUGGGAGACGAUCUGCAGGCGGGCGGUGGUUGGGCAUGUCUGCGCUGUGGCGACUAUGUGUAUGGAGCAGAGCGUGUCAUAGUCGAGUCCACCUAG